AUUCAAAAAUUGUUUCGAAUGUUUCUUUUGUAAUUUAGAACAAAUAAUUUAAACGGAGGGGCGGUAUUUUAGGCGUACGUUGUUAAGUUUCAUUGACAAUGUUUGACCCAAGUGAGCGGAAAUAUGAGAUAGAAAGCAAAUUAGAAAAGGAGCUGGACAACCUGAACCUGCUGCGGGAGCGCACGGACCGGAGCAGCCGCCUCACCAGGGGCAUGGUGGGGAUCCUGUCGUCCUUCGAGCUCCGCCUGGCGCGGCUGGAGGAGACCAUCCUGCCCGUGUACAACGAGACCGAGAACCUGCAGCGGCGCCAGGAGAACAUCGAGAACGCGCUGGCGGCGCUGGACCACGUGAUCGGCUUCUACGGCGUGAGCCAGGAGGUGGAGCCGGUGAUCCACGCGGGGCCGGGCGGGGCCGGCCUGGACGUCUUCCUGGCGGCCAUGGGGCGCCUGCAGGCUGCCCAGGAGUACUUCCUCAGGAACAUCCCGCAGAGCGUGGAGCUAGAGAACGUGACGACGCUGUUCAACUCCGGGGGCGACGCCCUGAACCGAGAGUUCAAGGAGCUGCUGUCGCGCCACAGCAAGCCGGUCCCGCCCAUCACGCUCCUCGACCUGGUCAGCGCGGACGACGGUGAGCGAGCACGGCCGGCAGGGGCGCCGUGCCGGAAACCUACAGUGUUUCGUGGAAGAGGGCUGCUAGCGUCAGUGGGGACACAUCACGACCUCUCGCACGGCCACGCCGGAGCGUCGAAGGGGGCGGCUGACCCCGUGGUGUUGCAGACACGCCCGGGGAGGAGGGCCCCCGCCCCGCUGCAGCACUUCCCCGACUCGGUGUCGGACCAGCUGGUGCGGCUGGCCGAGUGGCUGAUGGCGCACGGACGCGACGAGUACAUGAACGUGUACGCGCGGGUGCGCGCCACCGUGCUGCUGCGCUCGCUGCAGCACCUGCGCGAGCACCAGAAGACGGCCAGCGGGGGCAGCGCCCAGGGCGUGCCGGCCGCCAGCUCCCCCAUGGUGAGGCAGAAGUUCCAGUCCCGCCACGAGACGCCGAGUCGAAGAGCUUCCAAGAGGCCUGCAACACGUGUGAGUAUCGGGUACUCCUCACUGCUUCGCGCCAAGGUCACGUCUUGUUAUUCUCUGAAUGUUGAAUCAGUGCUGGAGAAGCGCGCCAACAGGAUGCUGCUGAAGGCGACGCAGACCUUGGAGCAGUCGACGGGGCUGACGCUGGGGCCGCGCCGCUCCGCGCUGCACCUGGAGGGGCGGGAGGACGGGGUGGACGAGCAGGAGACGGACAACUACCUGGAGAGCGUGGCGCUGCAGCGCCUCAUGCAGGCGGAGCGGCUGCUCAUGGUGGGCAUCGUGCCGCUGCAGCACCAGCACCAGGUGUUCCAGAUCGUGGUGCGCGACGCCGUGGACUCCGUCGUGCAGGACGGCGAGUCAGUCACCCGCCUGGAGGACCUCCGUCACAACGUCCCGGCAGAGUAUGCUGACGCCAUCAGUCGGGCCCUCGAGUCCCGACCUCAGGUAUUUGCGGCGGCGGACCAGUUAAGGUGCACGACGAUGACAGAGCACAGUAUCCCUAUGGUACCGCACCGCCCGCCGUUUGAGAGGGUGCAUGGGUUCGGGCCCCGGGAGCGCGAGGCGAUUCAGUCCCAGGUGGACGAGAUGCUGCGCGACGGGGUCAUCGAGCCCAGCACCUCCCCAUACAACUCGAGGGUGGUGCUGGCCACUAAGAAGGUUGGGAGUUUAUGCUUCUGCGUAAACUUUAAGGCCGUUAACAGACUGACGAUCCCCGCUCCCCCCCCACCCACGCAGAUCAACAUCACUGACGCCUUGGCAGGGCUGGGAGACGCAAAAAUUUUCACGACGCUGGACCUGAAGUCGGGCUACUGGCAGGUGCCGACGGUCGGCGGGUACCAGUUCUGUGCCAUGCUGUUCGGGCUCAUGGACGCCGCGGCCACGUUCCAGUCUAUGAUGGUGCGCGUCCUGGACGGGCUGGCCAGACACGGACUGACUUGUGCCCCGAACAAGUGUCACAUCGGGGCUGAGGAGAUCGUGUUCCUGGGGCACCUGGUGACGGCGGAGGGGUGCCGUCCGCGUCCUGCCCAGCUGGAACUCAUCGAGGAGAAGCAGGCGCCGAAGACCAGGAAGCAGCUCCAAAAGCUUAUGGGACUGCUGAACUGGCUGCGGUCUUUUGUGCCUGACUUCGCGACGAUCACGGCCCCGAUGACUGACCUGUUGUCGCCGAAGGCCAAGUUCCGGUGGACGCCCGCCGCGGACAACGCCCUGCGCCAGGUCAAAUACCGUUUCCGGAACUGUCACACGCUGUCGCGACUGAAACCUGACCAACCCAUCUUCGUCCAGACGGAUGCCAGUCAGGAGGGGAUGGGUGCGAUGCUGUACCAGGUGGACGGCGACGGUGUCCGGCGUGUGAUUGAGUACGCCAGUGCGAAGUUUGGGCCGGCUGAGAGGUACCACGUGAACGAGCAGUAG
This is a messenger RNA of Bacillus rossius redtenbacheri, 2489 nucleotides long. RefSeq lists its product as uncharacterized. The record is from RefSeq and is a predicted model, not a curated record. Lineage: Eukaryota; Metazoa; Arthropoda; Insecta; Phasmatodea; Bacillidae.